AUGUCUGGUUUACCCUAUCUGCGGUCGCUGAGGAAGGCUGGCCUCGUCGAUAUCGCCGAGCAGACCGAGUUCGCCAACCCCGAUGAUUACAAUAAGAAUGACCUGGUAGUGGCUCUUGAUAAACACCUGCGCAAUAACCAGUCUAUCUUCGCCGGCGUCGAAAAGCUCAGCGACUAUUAUUCCCGCAUCGAUACGCCGCGCAAAGGAUAUUCACCCGUCAAACGCGAGUCCACGAGAACCCCAGGGCGUCGCUCAGUCAAGAAAGACAUCGCGCCCGCACCGGAGCUCGAACCCAAGGAGGAAUUUAGUGAACCGGAGUACGCGCAGAAGCCUGUGGUAGUCAGCCCAUCCGUGGAGACGCCUACAGUAUCGCGUGCAAGUGCGCGUCAGUCGCGUCAGAGCCUUCAGCAAACUCCCUAUCAGACCCCGCGCGUCCCCGCCCUCUCCGCGGUGGAAGAUGUCGAGCGACCGUUGCCGGCAUCGCCAGCCGUCGUGACUGAAGUCAUUGAUCAACAGACUACCAAGUUGUACGAAAGUAUCCAACGAGUGUGGGGAGCAUCGGGCGUUGUAGACCACGUUCAUGCCCUACGCGCGAACCUCAGCAGCGUCAAGGCCGUCCAGACCAUCGUCCUCUUGGUGGAGGGUAUUACGUUCCUGGCAGCGCGAGUUCCCUUGCGCUACCUGACCACUAUCCCCGCUAUUAAAUAUACCAAUACCCCCGCCGUUCGUAUGAAGGUCCCUGACUUGUUUUCGAUUUUGGAAGGAGACUUCUGGGUGCCGCUUUCUGUUUGGUUCUUCACCUGCUUCGCCUUGCCAUUGAUUGCUUCCUACUUCAUUAACCUGAGCUGGAAAGCAUCCACCCAUGGGCGUCGCACCCGCUCAACAUCCACCCUUGCUCAAUUCGACCCAUUGGUCUUCAACAUCGCCAAGGCCCUCUUGGUGCACCUUGUGUUGGGUAAGGAGCUUACCUACGGUCUUGUUGGACGCUAUACCCUCCGCAGUGUCAGGUCCAGCGUGCCCGGCGGCGAAUUUGGAUUAUUUACUGGUACCGCUAUCGGAGCCAUUGGAGCCAUCUACGAGGCUAUCUUGAACCACGCGUAA
Molecule: messenger RNA, 1101 nt
Organism: Penicillium olsonii
Lineage: Eukaryota; Fungi; Ascomycota; Eurotiomycetes; Eurotiales; Aspergillaceae
Source: the annotation of a GenBank genome assembly